Molecule: messenger RNA, 2064 nt
Organism: Alexandromys fortis (reed vole)
Lineage: Eukaryota; Metazoa; Chordata; Mammalia; Rodentia; Cricetidae
Product: 60S ribosomal protein L34-like
Exons: 1
Coding region: 475-828 (117 amino acids)
Biological process (GO): translation
Cellular component (GO): ribosome; cytosolic large ribosomal subunit
Molecular function (GO): structural constituent of ribosome
Source: RefSeq, a predicted model, not a curated record
UCAGUGAAGAAAUGGCGUUUCAAGAAAAAUAAUAUGGAGGAUGAUUAAGACACUCCAAACAUUGACUUCUGAGCACACCACACAUUAGCUCAUAUUUAGAUACUCUACAUGGAAGCACCUUUCCACAUGCAUACACCACACACACACACACACACACACACACACACACACACACAUCCUGCAACUUGAAAAGUCCUUCACCACCAUAUAUUUACAUAUUCAUUUCAUUUGUAGCACAAAACAUGUAGUAUUUGGUCUUAUUUGACCACCUGCUUUCUUUAAUGGAACGGAAGAUCUUUGAUGGAAGAGACUUCAUCUUUUUUUUUUUUCAUAAUCAAAUGAUACUUUUGGCAUGAAUAAAUCUGGUCUCGCCUCUUCAAUUUAAAGACAAGGAACCAGGAGUCCUACUUGACCUUUGCCCUUGCCCUCCCAUUCCUUUUCCUCUUCCCGGAAUGGUGCUUAGAGGCACUCAGAAUGGUCCAGCAUUUGACAUACCCUCGUAGGCUCUCCUACAACACAGCCUCUAACAAAACUAGGCUGUCUCGAACCCCUAGCAACAGGAUUGUUUACCUUUACACCAUGAAGGUUGGAAAAGCACCUAAAUCAGCAUGCAGUAAGUGCCCAGGCCUACUCCGAGGGGUUCGUGCUGUGAGACCAAAAGUCCUCAUGAGAUCGUCUAAGACAAAGAAGCAUGUCAGCAGGGCCUAUGGUGGCUCCAUGUGUGCCAAGUGUGUCUGUGACAGGAUCAAGUGGACUUUCCUUACUGAGGAGCAGCAAAUUGUUGUGAAAGUGUUGAAGGCACAAGCCCAGAGUCAGAAAGAGAAAUAAAUGUGUGGCUUUAAAAAAAAAAAAGACAAGGAACCAGAGGUCCAGAAACUCAUAGUGCAGUCCAAGUUUCUUGACCUCACACCCCUGUGCUCUCAGGCUAGGAUCCAUAUGUUUUGCAUCUGUUCUGGAUGGGACAGAGACUAGUGUGGCGCAAAAUUGUGGAGUUGUCACUGCUCUGACUAGGAAGACAGUUUCUCUGAGAGAGAACAAUAAAGGAAAUUCUUACCACAACUGGGGAAAGAUUAGGGAAGACCUUCCUAAUGAAGUGUAAUCGUUUUAGAAGGAAACUGAGAUUAGUACUAUUAACAGGGUAACUACAGGAGGAAGAGAGUUCUACACAGAGAAAAAGACAAUAGUCUCUGAAGUGGGAAUGACAUGACAUAGAUGUUAGAGAACUGGAAGGUCAGUGUUGCUGAAGUUGAGUGAGUGGCAAGAAGUGUAACAGACAGCUGAAGGAUUGUGAACAGUGAUCCAACUUUACAAGGCUUUGUGUUUUAUCCUUCCUACAGUGGGAAGCCAUUGCAUGACUUUGUAUAGUAGAGAGACAAGAUGUGCUUUACAUCCUGUACAUUUACAUCCUGUUUUUUGACAGAGUUACAGAGAAUAACAUUGGAGGUGGUGGCAAGAGUGAAAGGUGUCAAAUGGGAGGAUUGUCUUCGACUAGGUAGAAAGAAAAGCAUAGGGAUCAGCUAUCUGAAUAAAAUAGAUAGAAAAAUUACAAUAGAGUUGUUCCUUACCAACACCAGUUGAUGAGCCAACAUGGAUGCAGGAAAUCUCACAAGGCCCAACCUCUAGAUCAAUAGCUACAGGCAAUUAAUAGCUCCUGAAAGAGGGAGAAUCCAUCUUUUUUCAGAAUGAGUCCUCAAUGGGUUAUCAGGUCCCAAGUGGUCAGUUCCCAAAUGAUAUACAUAUGAACAAUGCUAAAUGAACUCAGGAGAUUGGAUUUAUAUAUUAAUGCAUAUAUAAUGCAUGCCUGUCUGUGUGUAUAUACAUAAGCAUGCAUAAAACAAUAAAAUUUUUAAAAAGGAGAGCAUGGAUUUGAUGGGAAGUGUGUAGUGGAAGACUUGGAAGGAGGAGAGAAAGGGGAAGAUGGUAGAAAUACAUUACCCAUAUAUGAAAUUUUUAAUGAAAAAAAAACAAAGUUGUCCAUUGGAUCCUUGGGUUAGCGUUUAUAUUUUUAUUUAUUUAUUUAUUUUUUAUUGAGAAUAGGAAAAAAAAAUUUCCGCCUCCUCCCCG